AUGCCUCCUGCCGCGGACCUGGGCCGGGCUCUGUGCGUCAUCACCGGGGCCUCCAGAGGCUUCGGCCGGGCCGUGGCCCUGGACCUGUGCCGGCUGGUUCAGCCCGGUUCGGCGCUGGUUCUGGUGGCCCGCUCCGGGGCCGACCUGCGGGCCGUCCAGGCCGAGCUGACCGAGUCCGAGGCGGGCCGAGCCGGCCUGAAGGUGGAGGUGGUGGCGGCGGAUGUAGGGAAGGUGGAGAGUCUGGAGAACAUCAUGAGAACCAGCAGAGAAAUUUUUAACGACGAGAUGGAGAAAAUUAUACUGAUUAAUAACGCAGCCUCUCUGGGCGACGUCUCCAAGUUCGUGAAGGGAUUCACGGACAUGGCCGAGGUGGACGCCUACCUGUCGCUGAACGUCAGCUCCGCCAUGUGCCUGACGGCGCGGCUGCUGCAGGCCUUCCCGCCGCACGCCGGGCUGCGGCGCUGCGUCAUCAACGUGUCAUCACUCUGCGCCCUGCAGCCGUUCCGCUCCUGGAGCCUUUACUGCACCGGCAAGGCGGCCAGAGACAUGAUGUUCAAGGUCCUGGCCGAGGAGGAGCCGGAGCUGCGCGUGCUCAGCUACUCUCCAGGACCGCUGGACACUGAGAUGCAGGUGGAGGCCCGGACCAGGACGGCCGACCCGAGCAUCAAGAAGACGUUCUCCAACAUGUUCGCUCAGGGUCAGCUGCUGACCUGCGAGGCGUCUUCAGCCAAACUGAUGAAGCUGCUGCUGGAGGACAAGUUCACCUCCGGAGAACACGUCGACGUCUUCGACGUGUAGCAGCCGCUCACUGCCAAGUCGUUUUAUUGUAGCGUCGAUGUUGUGAUGAAACUUUAUAAUUGAUGUAUCUUAAUCUGUCACCGUGGAAACGUCCCAACCUGCAGAUUAGCUGCUGCUCCUUCAGAUUAGCUGUUGCCAGACGUUGGUCACGUCUGACCAGAGGGAGACGGUUCUCCAGUUCUUCAUUUUCAAGUUCAGAACCGCUAAACCGUUCAGAAUCAGUGACUUAGCAAUCGGCAUUGGUAAAUCAGAAUGAGAGAACUGACUAGCGUUAGCUUUGGAGAGGCUAGUGACUAGCAUACCAGAGCUGAUCACAUACUAGCCUACCUUCUGUCUCUGCUGCACAUUAGCCUUGGAUUGGAUAGGAUAGCCUGUUCAAUGCUAACC
This is a messenger RNA of Xiphophorus maculatus (southern platyfish), 1185 nucleotides long. It is a transcript of the gene spra, whose product is annotated as sepiapterin reductase. Gene Ontology annotation, molecular function: sepiapterin reductase (NADP+) activity. The record is from RefSeq and is a predicted model, not a curated record. Gene Ontology annotation, biological process: tetrahydrobiopterin biosynthetic process. Lineage: Eukaryota; Metazoa; Chordata; Actinopteri; Cyprinodontiformes; Poeciliidae. The coding region runs from base 1 to 798 and encodes 265 amino acids. The transcript is spliced from 3 exons.